AGUAAUGUUUGUCCUUAAUCAGUGAAGCCAGCGCGCAAAUACGGCUGUACUUGUAUAAUAUAGCUUUUGUCAUGUUUUCAUAUACACGCAGACUGAUUUUAAUUGGAAUUUAAAACAUACAAUGAAGUGUAUGACUGGGGUGCCGUAAAGUCUUAGAAGCAAAUUUUCCGAGGUGGACUUGAAUGUAGCAAGACUCAAUACAGUAGACCGUCGUCUCUUUUUUCCGAUAGUUAACCUGCGUCGAUUUUAAAUGAUAAUAUUCACCCUUGCCUUCCUGGGUGUUAUUUUUAUCAUUUAAACAUAUUUAUGCGGUUGCACCAUCCAAACUACCAAGACGAAGAUGACUUCUAAACUGAAAGUUGGGAAGGUUGGCUCCAAGAAUAAGGAAGAUGCUCCUUAUGAGCUGGAGAGCCAGUUUAUUCUCAGGCUGCCUUUGGAGUAUGCUUCAACAGUUAGAAGGAUUGCCCAGUCUAGCAGUAUGAACAUGAAAGACAGACUCACCAUCGAGUUGCAUCCUGAUGGUCGUCAUGGCAUAGUGAGAGUAGACCGUGUCCCUUUGGCCUGCAAACUCGUGGAUCUGCCCUGUAUGAUUGAGUCUCUGAAAACUGUGGACAAGAAGACAUUUUACAAAACUGCUGAUGUCUGCCAGAUGCUGGUCUGUACACUAGAUGGAGACCUUUACCCUCCUUUAGAGGAGCCAACUGGCACCGACCCUAAGAGCAAGAAGAAGGACAAAGACAAGGACAAGAAAUUCAUUUGGAACCAUGGCAUCACCUGCCCUCUGAAGAACACACGCAAGAGGAGAUUUCGGAAGACUGCAAAAAAGAAGUACAUUGAAUCUCCUGAUGUGGAAAAGGAGGUGAAGAGAUUGCUGAGCACAGACGCAGAAGCUGUCAGUGUCCGGUGGGAAGUAAUAGCAGAAGAUGAGUCCAAGGAAGCAGACCAGCACGGCUCACUGGCCAACCUGGACUCCUCACCUGGCACCUCAGGACACAAGAUGGGUCAUGGGUCCUCUGCCCAACGUGACGAACUGAGGGAGAUCUUCAACGAUAUCAGCAGCUCCAGUGAGGAUGAAGAGGACGAAGGAGACCGGCACGAGGACGAGGACCUAAAUAUCAUGGACACAGAGGAUGAUCUGGUCCGACAGCUCCAAGACAAACUCAACGAGUCUGAUUCUACACAGCAUGAAAGUGACAGAAACAACCAAAUAGUUAUGGAGUAUCAGGUGCAGAUCAACAGCAUCAAGGCCAAGCUCCAGGAUACCCGUGCCAGGAAGAAACAGCAGGAGGAGCUCAUCAUGAAAGUGGAAAACCAGGCUCUCAAAAACCGUUUCCAGGCCUUGUUGGAUGAGAUUAUUCAGCAGGAGGAGCGGGAGAUGGAGCAGCUGGCCUCCCUGCAGGAGCAGCUGGACUCACUGAUAGAGAAGUGACCACCAGGGGGCAGCCUCAUGUCAUCCUCAGCCACACACACACACACACACACACACACACACACUCUCACAAUCACCAUGAAGAGGAGGAGAAGCGUCUUCAUCCAGGGAGGAGGGAGUCAUCAUUAGCUAACUUGCUGUGUCAUUCCUUUCAGUUUGUCAUUUUCAUACAUUACACAUACAGCACACUGAUUUUUUUAAUAUUAAAGAUGAAUAGAUUUCAUUAAGUUGACAGAAUUUGUUGUUAACUACUAUGUGACAAAAGUAUUUGGUCAGCUUCAAGGAGGUGAAUAUCAUGUCUGUUUUGUUUGCCAUCGUGAAGCUAACCCACUUUUACUCAAACGAAACAUCUUUGUAUUUCAUUACCUGUAUGUAGAAUAAAUUACACAAAUUGACACGAGUCAAAACUGUCAA
Messenger RNA from Lates calcarifer (barramundi perch), 1843 nucleotides. It is a transcript of the gene taf7, whose product is annotated as TAF7 RNA polymerase II, TATA box binding protein (TBP)-associated factor. Gene Ontology annotation, molecular function: RNA polymerase II general transcription initiation factor activity. The transcript is spliced from 12 exons. The record is from RefSeq and is a predicted model, not a curated record. Gene Ontology annotation, biological process: RNA polymerase II preinitiation complex assembly; transcription initiation at RNA polymerase II promoter. Lineage: Eukaryota; Metazoa; Chordata; Actinopteri; Centropomidae. Gene Ontology annotation, cellular component: transcription factor TFIID complex. Bases 341 to 1429 code for a protein of 362 amino acids.